CUCUGCUUUCGCUUUUGCCGAUUUUCUUUGGCACUUGUCCAAUAAUAUCCGACACCAAAGUGGGUCUUAUAAUGCUGACAUGAGACUAACCAUAUUCGUUAUAGUACCAUGUCAAGAUGCACUCCCUGGAAGAUAUAAAGCAUUAGAAACCGCCUUCGAAAUUCAUACCCUCUAAAUCCUUCGAUCCAGACUAAGAGAUCAUGUCUUCCCAGGUGAUCCUCCCCUCAGAGACCAUCAUCCACCGGUGUGGUAGCUCCCUAGCCGGCAAGACAAUCCUAAUAACUGGUAUAUCCAGCCACUCUAUUGCCGGCGAGCUCGCCAUCCAAUUAAGCGCUGCAGCCCCCCAUCUCCUCAUCCUCAGUGCCCGAGCUGAGGAAAAAGUCAUCCCCAUCGCCAGGAAAAUCAAAUCCACAGCCCCCAAUGUCGAAAUCCGAUUUUUAAAAAUGGAUCUCGGAGACAUGACUAGUAUCAGAGAAGCAGUUGACACUCUUCGCGAUGUCCCGAAGAUCGACCAUCUCGUAUGUGUCGCGGGUGUCAUGGUUCCUCCGUAUGGAACUACCAAGGAUGGGUCCGAGACGCAGUUCGGGGUGAAUUAUUUGGCGAAUUUCUUGUUGAUUAAACUGCUUCUCGUGAAGGUGAGGGUUGCUGGGGCCGGAUCGUCGAUUAUCAUUGUUGCAAGUAGUGCGGUUAGGAGCGGGAAGGUUGAAUUCGGCGAUGUUGGGUUUAGUGAGGGCAAAACAUAUGAUCCUCUGGUGGCAUACGCCCAGUCGAACGCUGCCCGGGUCAUGCUUGUGAAGGCGCUUGCGGAGAAAUUAGGAGAUCAGGGAAUCCGAACGUUUAGCAUUGAUCCCGGUGCCGUCCGAUCUGGUCUGCAACGUCAUUUUACGCUGGAAUUUCAAGAGAUGGUUGCGAGACUGCGAGGUUCUAGUGGACUAGUCGACCUUGAUGGUAAGCCGAUUGAGUUGCCCCCCUGGAGCACAAAGUCUGAAGGCGCUGCGACUAUUAUCACGGGCAUGAUCGACCCCACGAUCCAAGAUUAUAACGGUGCCUUUCUCCAUAACAAUGCAGUGGCCGAUGAGGAGUUGCAUAGCCAUAUUCUAGAUCAGAAUAAUUGGGCGAAGCUGUGGGAACUUAGUGAGCAGAUGAUCCACGAGUCGUUUGCUGUUUAAACGGUGUCUUAAUUUGGUGUCAUGU
Aspergillus glaucus CBS 516.65 is the source of this 1194-nucleotide messenger RNA. RefSeq lists its product as uncharacterized. Bases 201 to 1169 code for a protein of 322 amino acids. The transcript is spliced from 6 exons. NCBI's taxonomy places the organism in Eukaryota, Fungi, Ascomycota, Eurotiomycetes, Eurotiales, Aspergillaceae. The record is from RefSeq and is a predicted model, not a curated record.